UAUGUUUUAAAAACGAGAUCAUUCCGUGCAUGGCGGUAUUUGAAUGACAUACGAGUAUAUUUAUUAAAUUAAAGGUUAAUUAAAUUGUUGGAACGGAGCCUCACACUGGUCCCGGAUAAAUAAUACAAAGCAAAGAUAGAAAGAAGCCGUAGAAACAUAAGAUCCGUUAUGUCCAAAGAGGAGCUUGUUGCUGUGGAUUACGAAGUUUUUGGCAAAGUGCAAGGAGUAUUUUUUCGAAAAUACACUCAAGCUGAGGGGAAGAAGCUUGGUUUAGUUGGAUGGGUCCAAAACACCGAAGCAGGAACCGUGCAGGGGCAGCUACAAGGUCCACGCAGCAGUGUGGAAAAAAUGCAAGAAUGGUUGAGAUCUACUGGGAGCCCCAAGUCUCGCAUCACAAAGGUGGAAUUCAGGAAUGAGAAAACUAUUGAGAGCCUAGAGCACUCAUCUUUUAAUGUAGUCAAAUGAAAUGAGCUAUUUAUUGUGUCUGUAAUAUUAUUUAAGCUAUUAACUAUUUUAAAAUGAUGGGAUUUAAAACACUCAAGUAAAAGGAUGUGUCUUAUUUGAUUUAACACCUUACAUUUAUUUAACCACAUUAGAACAUAUGCAUUUUCUCAAUUUUCCUAAUGGAAUAAUUUAAUGAAUGGGAUUUAGAGCAGCCUGGAUGAGGAUCGAAUUAUUUUAGACAUAAAAACAUAACUACACUUAUGUCAUGGUUUGAAUUUCCCCUUUGUGCUUUUCUGCUGAAAUUAAAGUUGUAAAUAUUUACAAUUCCCAAUUAUUGACAAUAUUAUAGGUAAAAUAAACUUUCCUGCUUUUGGAUCAUAGAGUGUGCACUGGGUGUUGCAGUAUUGGACUGCACAUGUUUUAUUUUGAAGAAUUGUAAAACUAAUUAUGUAUUUUUUUCUGGUUUUGUUGCAAAUUAUCAGAUAAUCCCUUUUCCUUAACCUAGGACAUGUAUGUAUAUUUUUGACUGCGUGUUGGCCUUUAGGGGCAAAUACUUAAGAAAUAAAAACAAAUA
This is a messenger RNA of Cyprinodon variegatus (sheepshead minnow), 1018 nucleotides long. It is a transcript of the gene acyp1, whose product is annotated as acylphosphatase 1, erythrocyte (common) type. The transcript has 3 exons. Bases 169 to 465 code for a protein of 98 amino acids. NCBI's taxonomy places the organism in Eukaryota, Metazoa, Chordata, Actinopteri, Cyprinodontiformes, Cyprinodontidae. Gene Ontology annotation, molecular function: acylphosphatase activity. The record is from RefSeq and is a predicted model, not a curated record.